AAUUACCUGCCAAUCUUUGUCAAUUACAAAUGUGAUCUGCGCUGCAUUGACACAUCCCUAAAUGCGGAAGUCUUUCCUAAGCUGUAGGCUAGUCUACACCGAGUUCAGAGGAAACAAAACUGAAAGUAGAUGGUGGCUUCAGAGGUUCCUGAAGUGGUUUGUCGUGCUCAGGAAGAAUGGCAGAGGCUACUUCGAUUAACCAGGACAUUUUUAUGUGUCCGAUUUGUUUGGAUGUACUGAAGGAUCCAGUGACUCUUAACUGUGGACACAAUUACUGCACGGGCUGCAUUAAGGGCUGCUGGGAUCAGGAAGAUCAGAAGGGAGUUUACAGCUGCCCACAAUGCAGACAGACUUUCACUCCGAGACCUGUUUUAAACAAAAACAACUUUGUUGCUGAGCUUGUGGAACAGUUCAGGAAGACUUUAAUUCAAGGUAGGCUACAUGCUUCUCCUCAGUGUUUUGCUGGACCUGGAGAUGUGGAGUGUGACAGCUGCACCGGGAGAAAACUGAAAGCCGUCAAGUCCUGUCUGGCGUGUUUGUUGUCGUACUGCGAAACUCAUCUCCAGCGCCAUGAUGAACUCUUCUCAGGGAAAAGACACAACGUGGUUGAUGUCACAGGUCAGCUACAGGACAAGAUCUGCACUCAGCACCAGAGGCUUCUGGAGGUAUUUUGUCGCACAGAUCAGAGUUGCGUCUGUUUGCUAUGUCUGGUAGAUGAACACAAAGGCCAUGACACUGUCUCAGCUGCAGCUGAGAGAUCGGAGAAACAGAAGGACAUGGAGGAGACCAAGAGGAAACUCCAGCAGAGACUCCAGGAGAGAGAGAAGGAGCUGCUGGAGCUGAGGAAGGCUGUGGAGACCCUCAAGACCUCUGCACAGACAGCAGUGGAGGACAGUGAGAGGAUGUUUACUGAGAUGAUCAGCUCCAUUGAGAGAAGGCGCUCUGAGAUGACAGAGCUGAUCAGAGUUCAGGAGAAGGCUGAGGUGAGUUGGGCUGAAGGACUCCUGAAGCAACUGGAGCAGGAGAUUGCUGAGCUGAAGAGGAGAGAUGCUGAACUGGAGCAGCUUUCACACACAGACGAUCACAUCCAUUUCCUCAAGAAUUUUCAGUCAGUCAGCCCUCAACCUCAGUCUAAAGACUUAUCCAGCACCUUUGUCAGCCAAAGCUGGUCUUUUGAGGCUGUGAAGAAAUCUGUCUCCACACUGAAGGGGCAGCUGGAGGAUUUCUUCAAGCAGGAAGUCAUGAUGAUCUCUGCAGCAGUGUCUGAUGUCAAGUUCUUAAAGUACUCCUGUCACUUCACACUGGAUCCCAACACAGCACACAGACACCUCCAUCUGUCUGAGGGGAACAGAAGAGUGGAGUGGAGAGAUGAGCUCCAGUCAUAUCCUGAUCAUCCAGAGAGAUUUGAUGGGUGGCUGCAGGUGCUGUGUAGAGAGGGUGUGUCUGGAUGCUGCUACUGGGAGGUGGAGAGGAGUGGCAAUUGGGUUGCUAUAGCAGUCUCAUAUAAAAGCAUCAGCAGGAGAGGAGGUGCUGAGUGUGUGUUUGGACAUAAUGAUCAGUCCUGGAGUCUGCUCCUCUCCAGCUCCAGCUCCUCUUUCUAUCACAAUAAUAAACAGACUGAACUCCCUCUAAUGGCCAGCUCCAGAAUAGGAGUGUAUGUGGAUCACAGGGCAGGAACUCUGGCCUUCUACAGCAUCUCUGACACAAUGACCCUCCUGCACAGAGUCCAGACCACAUUCACUCACACACUCUACCCUGGGCUUAGAUUUGCAUAUACUGGAUCAUCAGUGAAGCUGUUGUGACCCACACCGUAUACAGCAGGACAGAAAUGUAAAGAUCCCAGAUACAGAUAGAAGCUGUUAUCACAUCCAUACACACACCCAUAAACACAUCCCAUCUCAUCAGCACACAUACAGUAUAAGCCACCAUAUAAGCCAGAAUUUGAGAUUCUCUGUUCUUGGGGAAAACAAAAGACCAAAUCCACUCCAUCAUCUCUGGACCCCAGCAGAUAUUACAGCGUCUGUUGGAACACACAUCAGCACACAACACGUACAUUAUUGGGUGGGAAAUGUGUUGAUGAAGGUGUUUCAGUGUUUCACCCCCUCUGAUCCUCUCCCACAAUCCAUCUCCUCUCCCUCCUGCUCCCCAUAACCCUCCUUCCUCUCCCCCAGGUGUUCAGGCCUUUAGUCCCUCUGUGAUCGGACACGUGUCUGAUGGAAAAAAAAUAAUUAACAACAAUUGCCUUGUGAUAUGUAUUGGGUUUGGAAUGGGGUGGUUUUUUUUUUGUUGUUAAAAUUCACAUGUUAAAUAACUAAAUUAAUAAAUGAAAAAAACACAUGAUCACUUUCUUACAAGUUGUUGAAUUUACUGAAUUAGCUUAUCAUAAGACAUGUGGGAAUCACAACAAGAAAGAUCAUAUGAUGAGAAACAAUAAAACCCUCUUGAAAACAAUCAAUUUUGCAUGCAAGUCUAUGAGAAAGAAAACAUCAGAGAAUAUAGCCUUGGUAAUGUACAAGUGUAUAUUUUAUACAGUCUAUGGUAAUGUACCCUACCGUCUCUAUAGAAUGUUGUUAAACAGAACACUAGAACAAUCUGGUUCUGAACAGAAAAUGUAAAUUAUCUGUGUUCUGUGGGAGAGCAAAGACUCACCCUGAGUGCUGCAUGUGUGCAAUGAAGCUGAUGUGUGUAUCUAAACUUUUGUGAUGAUGGUGGUAGACGUGUAGGUGAUAAUAUGAAAAUAAAUGAUAUAUCCCCCACAUACAUCA
Alosa sapidissima (American shad) is the source of this 2765-nucleotide messenger RNA. Its product is annotated as tripartite motif-containing protein 16-like. Gene Ontology annotation, molecular function: protein binding; zinc ion binding. The transcript has 6 exons. The record is from RefSeq and is a predicted model, not a curated record. The coding region runs from base 177 to 1802 and encodes 541 amino acids. NCBI's taxonomy places the organism in Eukaryota, Metazoa, Chordata, Actinopteri, Clupeiformes, Clupeidae.